Molecule: messenger RNA, 1687 nt
Organism: Ceratosolen solmsi marchali
Lineage: Eukaryota; Metazoa; Arthropoda; Insecta; Hymenoptera; Agaonidae
Product: organic cation transporter protein-like
Exons: 8
Coding region: 8-1501 (497 amino acids)
Biological process (GO): transmembrane transport
Cellular component (GO): membrane
Molecular function (GO): transmembrane transporter activity
Source: RefSeq, a predicted model, not a curated record
AGGCCCUAUGGAUCUCGUGCAGAAUGCCAUGGGAACCCUCGGACCCUGGCACAUCGUCAUCGCCGUAGCUCUCUCCCUCGUAAAAUUCCCGGUCGCGUGGCAUCAGCUAUCGAUAAUUUUCCUGGCACCGCCCGUGAACUUCACCUGCAUCUCGCCAAUUGCCGCCGACAAUGAGACGAUGUUCAGAAGAUGCCACGUCAAUGUAGGCAAUGGCAGUAUGGAAAAAUGCACGGAUUUCCAUUACGACAGAAGCAUCUUCCGCGAGACCAUAAUUACACAGUGGAAUUUGGUAUGUGACAGAGAACAACUCGCAAAUUUUGCUCAAUCGUGUACAAUGUUAGGAGUCUUAAUGGGUAAUAUGAUUUUCAGCGCAAUGUCGGACAGAAUUGGACGAAAGAUUCCUUUGAUGAUUGCAAUAUUAUUACAAUCCGUGUUCGGAUUGUUGACUGUAUUCUCCCCAUGGUACGAAUUAUUUUUAACAUUUAAAUUUAUUUCCGCCGUAGCUACUGGAGGUACUAUGCUUGUUAGUUUCGUUUUACUCAUGGAAAUUGUGGGUCCGAAAUGGCGUUCUAUGUUAUCAGUUCUCUUCCACGUACCUUUCUUGAUAGGCUUUCUUUUGAAUCCCUUAAUAUCUUAUUUGACACGAACAUGGUAUGGAUUUCAAAUGGCCGUCUCUAUACCACCGAUUUUCUUACUUUCGUAUUAUUGGAUUGUUCCGGAAUCACCAAGAUGGUUGCUCGCGGUUGGUAAAAUAAACGAUGCAGAAGUUAUUCUCACUAAAGCCGCAGAGAAGAAUAGAAUUCCUUUAAGCAACGUUACAGAGGUAAUUAAUGAACAUCGCAGUCAAACGAAAUUACAAGGUGAUCAAGACCAGAAGUACAACGUGACUCAUUUGUUUCGAACGCCAAAUCUUCGUGUGAAAACAAUUUGCGUGUGUGUCAAUUGGUUUGUCAGCGGAAUGUGCUUCUUUGGAUUAGCCCAAUAUAUGGGUCAACUAGAUGGAAAUAUUUUUAUUAACACGGCUGUAUCAGCGGCGGUCGAGAUUCCUGGCACAAUUGUCAUUCUUUAUCUGAUAUCUCGUGUCUCGCGACUCCGCAUCCUCAUUGGUGCGUGCACAGUCUCCGGGACUGUACUCCUCCUGAUAAUGCUGUUCGACAACCCGACGAUUCGCGUGACCUUGGCAGCAAUUGGCAUCGCCGGCAUGUCCAUAUCCUUCCCGACUAUUUAUCUCUACAGCAGCGAGGUAUUUCCCACGGUGGUGAGGAAUGUUGGCGUCGGCACCGGCAGCACCUGCGCCAGAAUCGGCAGUAUGAUCGCACCUUAUAUCGCAACUAUGGGUAAUAUACAGCCGUGGCUGCCACCAUUUUUAUUUGGAAUUGGAUUGAUAAUCGGAGCUUGUCUUUGUUUAUUGCUACCAGAAACAAUGAAUUGUGACUUACCAGAAACGAUCGAAGAUGGUGAGAAGUUUGGAAAGAAAACGUCCGGAAAACAUACUCCUUGAAACUUCUUGCCGACCAAUGAUUUUCAUUAAUUUGUUGAAUAAGCGUUUGUCAUAAACAGACUGACAACAUUUUUAUAAAUUGACAUUAAUCGUCAAACAAUCAACUCACAUCCUGUAACAAAUAUUCACAUUUUAUUUAUAUUUAUUGGUUUUGCAUAUACAAUAUUUUGUAUCAUUAAGUGUAAU